Monoraphidium neglectum is the source of this 453-nucleotide messenger RNA. RefSeq lists its product as hypothetical. Lineage: Eukaryota; Viridiplantae; Chlorophyta; Chlorophyceae; Sphaeropleales; Selenastraceae. The coding region runs from base 1 to 453 and encodes 150 amino acids. The record is from RefSeq and is a predicted model, not a curated record. The transcript has 2 exons.
AUGAGGGGCUCACUGGCUGCGGUCUGCACUCGCCUCGGCCGCAAGCCCGUGUGGGAGGCGGACCACGCGGCGCCGCCGCCCGCGUCCGCGGCCGCGCGGGCUGCAGCCCCCGGCGCCGGCGACGCGGCCACGACCUCGCCCGGCCGCAGCAAGCUGGCGCCCGGCGCGCUGGCGGCGGCGGGUGGUGCGGGCGUGGGCGCAGGCAGCAGCGGCUUUGGCGGCGGCGGCAACCCGCUGCUCAAGGCGGCCCUCAACUCAGGCCUCAACAAGAUCAGUCAUCUGACGCAGCGCCCCGGCACGAGCAGCGCCAGCGGUGCGGGCUUCCCCACAGCCGGCAGCGCAGUGGCCCGUGGCGGCGGCGGCGGCGCAGCCAGCGUGAAGAUGCGGCUGAAGGACUACUUCGUCGCGCGCUCCGCCAACGAGGCCAGCAACGGCGGCGGCACACUGACGUAG